CUCGGGGAUUUGAACACGAGUCGUGCUGCGUCACCGUCGCGCGCUGUCCGCCGCUGCAUUUCAGCUGCUCAUGUGAGCGCCGCUCUUCAGAGGAUCGGCGAUGGCGUCCGUGUCCGUGACGGUCCCGCAGCGCUCCGCGCAGCACCUCCUCGACGAGCCGCAGCUGCUCCUGCGCGAUCUGUCGCCCGUGGUAGAGACGCGCGGGAUCCUGCGCAGAGUCCCCCCCUCCUCCGCAGCCUCAGCGCCGCCAGCAUCCCUUGCUCAGUCAUCGUUCUCCGUGUACUGUGGACCCCCCGGGGCCGAGGACGGGGUCCGGCGCUGCCUUUGGCAGAACGGCCGUGUGUGUCAGGAGAACCCGACGCGCGGGAACGUCGUGUGGGUGGCCGCUGACGCGCGCAUAGAAGAUGCGGAGAACAUCGAGCCCGAGCGGAUCCGCGGACGCGACGACGCCGGCACCCGUGGCAGCGUGGGGUCCAAGUCAGGGCCCCCCCCCGUGGCGCCGCUGGGCACCGUGCACAGAUCCACGGGGCGUCGCUCCUCCCAGGUGACGGUUCACCGGGACCUGGACUUGGCGGCGCUCAGCGGCGGCGCGCUGCCCGCAGGCUGGAGCGCGGGGGACCGGGUGACCCAGGGCAGGUCGGGGGUCGUCAGGAAGCAGCGACACGCCCCUCCGAGGAGAGAGGCAUGGUCCAUCUUCCAGCAGGAGGACCCGCGCGUGAGGAGGGAGAAGGGAGAGGGUCACCUUUUCGGCCACAGCGCGCUCAUGCAGGACUGGUGCGAUGCGUGUAGCCGUCAGGUUCGCAGCAGCGCGCUGAAGUGCCGGAACUGCAGCUACACAUGCCACCUGGAGUGUAAGGGUCUUGUUCAGCUGGACUGCAACCAGCGAGACUGCAAACAGCCUGAGAAGCCAUCGCCCCUCCGGCAGUCAGCGGCACCACCACGGGACGAGAAUGCCGCGAAAGAGGAGGAGGAGAGGCCGAAGUCACUCUCAGACCAGGAGAUCCGGGCCAAGAUACAGGAGUACAAUGCUCAGGUGACAGAGAAUGGAAUGAAACUGGGUGAUGAUGGUAUCUACACAGGCUUCAUCAAAGUCCACCUGAAGCUGCGGCGCCCUGUAACGGUCCUUGGGACGAGGCCUGAGGCCGAGGCUGAGGAUCCAGAAAGGAGGACUUCUUUCUACCUGCCGUCAAACGCUGUCAAGCAGCUGCACAUCAGCAGCAGCACUACGGCAGGUGAAGUCAUCCAGGGCCUGCUCAACAAGUUCAUGGUGCUGGACAACCCACGCAAGUUCGCACUGUAUCGCCAGACGCACCAUGACGGCCAAGACCUGUUCCAGAAGUUGACCAUCUCAGAACAACCCUUGCGCUUGCGGCUUUUGGCUGGCCCAGACCCCGAGUGCCUGACCUUUGUUCUGAAGGAGAACGAAACAGGGGACGUGGAGUGGCACGCCUUCUCGGUGCCUGAGCUGCAGAACUUCCUGACCAUCCUUGAGAAGGAGGAGUGCGAGCGUGUGAAACAGGUGGAAAAGCGGUACAUGCUAUAUCGGCAGAGACUUCAGGAGGCGCUACAGGAGGCCCAGGGCAAGCCAGGCUAAGGGCCUGUUUUGAACCCGUGUCCACACAGCAUGAGAAUUUCCACUUGAAAAGAUUUUUUAAAAAUCAAAACAAUCUACUCAGGACACUUUUAAUGAGCUCCUCCUGCUUAUUGAAGAUGGAGGCAGGGCACCAUUGGAGGAGGCGGAGACGGGAUGCUGAGGAGGCAUGUUUCUGGAGGUGAAUGGCAAGCUGGGGUUUGCUCCAGCCCUGCAGGCAGAGGCCUUCCAUUUGGUCAGACCUCGAUCUAAAGCUGACGCUGCUGUUACUGCUGUUGCUGCUGCUGCUACUGCAAGUGUUACUUAGCAUGUGUUUUCUUCUGGUCGCCGCUGAAGUCCAAUGCAUGCCUUUCCAAGGGUCAGAGAUGGAGGAUGCGUGCAUUUUUAACCAUAUUUCACAUCACAAGUCCAUGUAGAGGAAUACAAGGGCAUGUAAUUUGCCACACGAUUCCAAAAUUCCCAUCCUUGGCCACUGUUGUAAACCACCCCUUCUUGACUGUUGUCUUGCACUAUGGCCUGAUGUUGCUUAGACUUCUCUAGAAAGCAUAGGCUCCCUGCAUUCUAUUAGGAAUGAUGUAGAAAUUGUACGCAAUCAGUACCUCUUAUCACGGAACGCUCUCAUUCUGCAUUCAAAAACUUUUCAGGAAGCAAAAUUGUGAUUGCCUUCAUCUGCAACAUAUGACUUCUGAAGAACUAUGGAUCUUGCACUUAAUGAGUGCCUCAUCAGUUUCCUGAUGAGGAAACUGCUGUAUUUCUGUCCUGCUUAGGGUUCAACCUUGAGCAAUGUGAGAACUCAGACCAGUGUGAAGAUAGGCUGUUUGGGAAGUAUUGUAGAUAAGCUGGAGGAUUUCCCUGUUCAUCCUGGUGUCAUAUGACCGCUUCCCUGUGGGUUCUGCCUCUGUUUACUUAAGUGCCAGUGCCUCUCAAGCACUCACACAUGGUACCAUCACCUGUCAGCUGUCUCAUUUGUGUUGCGUGUAUGUGAGUGUGUUAUGGAUUGGAGAAUCUUGUCUGUCAUGACUUUCUGUUCAGGAUGAAUGGAGGUGAUGAACUAAAUCCCACUGAAGCAGAGAAACACCAGAUGAACGUCACACCAAAGCUAACCCCAUCUUCUCCAUCUCUACAUCGCACUCACUCAACAGAUUCCAUGAUAUAUAUAACAUAGUGGUAAUACAAGUGUUCUGCACACCAGUUAACAUGUCAGUCACUGGGAUGUGGGCCAGUACUUGUGUCCAGAAUAUAACUGCGUGGUACAAUUACUUUUUUUUUAUAAACUUCAAAGGAGAUUUAAAAAUUAAAGGGACAAGAGACCAGUGGGCCAUCAGUUUUAACAACAGUUGCAUAUAAAGUAUGCAUUUACAUACGAAACAAAAAUGUAAAACUUGUUCAUGUUGUGAAUGCUUGAAGAUGAAAACAAAUAACAGUCUAUCACUGUAGCUCACGUGCUGAACACCCUGAUGUAAAAGCACAUAUCUGCUUGCUAUGGGGCUUCUCUGAUCUGCCUUUCUCAGCAGCCUACCCCCUUUAUAAUACCUAGAGAAAGGAAAGAUCUCAUGGUUUUUACUACUCCCAAAGCCCCACACCUUCCAUGUUACUGAACGGCAGUGUUUCUGCAGUAAAGGUGUUUGCUGUGUGUGGAUUUGCGUGGUUUUGUAUUCUCUGUACAAACCACAGCGGACCCAGAGCCUUCCACCCUCACCUCAGGUCACCCAGCAAACACAGGACACCCCAAAGUGAUGGACUUCAAGAGGACUUUCAUGAUGAAUCAGUCAUCAUAUUCUAGAGACUGGGCACAGUGUGGUUUGUUUUAUGAGCACAGUGACAAGAUGACAGUAGAUGAUUCUCUUUUGCUGAAUUUUUUGAGUUGGGAGGUCAAAUGUGUACAAA
Messenger RNA from Scleropages formosus (Asian bonytongue), 3478 nucleotides. It is a transcript of the gene rassf5, whose product is annotated as Ras association domain family member 5. The record is from RefSeq and is a predicted model, not a curated record. Gene Ontology annotation, cellular component: nucleus. The transcript is spliced from 6 exons. Gene Ontology annotation, biological process: signal transduction. NCBI's taxonomy places the organism in Eukaryota, Metazoa, Chordata, Actinopteri, Osteoglossiformes, Osteoglossidae. Bases 101 to 1594 code for a protein of 497 amino acids.